AUGAACCAGCUGCCAUCAUUCUUGCAGCCGGUCGUCCGCAGGCGAUCCAGAUAUUCAGUCCGACCAUUUUACACCACUGUAUUGAUAUUCACGCUCAUUGCCUCGGCGAGUUGGUUCUUAAGAAGCGCCCAGAAUGGUCAUGGGCAGUUUGCGCAACCGGGUACUGCUGCUAAUACCCUAUUCAAGCGCGAGGCCGAACUACCUGAGUGUCGCUUGGUCCGCAAUGUCAAAGACCAGUGUGCCUACGUUCGCGCCAACUGCCCCGAUCACGAAGACGGCUUGAUCUCCUACCUACAGUUCUACUAUUGCGCGCUGGCCGAUGCCAAACCGGUAGCAUUCAUAAUUCUGGUACUCUGGUUGUCGCUUCUCUUCAGUACCAUUGGCAUCGCAGCAAGUGAUUUCUUGUGCGUUGAUCUGAGCACAUUGGCCAGCAUUCUUGGAUUGAGUGAGAGUCUCACAGGCGUAACGUUCCUUGCAUUUGGCAAUGGAAGUCCUGAUGUUUUCUCCACGUUUGCCGCCAUGCGGUCUAAUAGUGGAAGUUUGGCAAUUGGUGAGUUACUUGGUGCUGCCACUUUCAUCACUUCAGUUGUCGCGGGCUCCAUGGCCCUGGUCCGGCCAUUCAAGGUUGCGCGAAGAAGCUUCGUUCGUGACGUGGGCUACUUCAUAAUCGCCGUCGCAUUCAGUAUGCUUCUUCUGGCCGACGGCAAACUCCAUACCUGGGAGUCCGCUACGAUGGUAUGCUUGUAUGUCUUUUAUGUCAUAAUGGUGGUGACCUGGCACUGGUAUUUGGUACGACAACGCCGAAAGAAUGAGAGAAACCUCGCAGCGCGGGCUCACUUCCAUAUACCGGACAAUCAAGAGCUGGAGAUUGAAGAGACAGCCGAGGAUGAUGAUCCUGGCGUAGCGUCAGACUCGCGAAGUCUCGUGCGCGGAGCCUCAACUGAGGACUUUGAUCUCUUGGAACGCGCCGACGCUGUUCCUGUGUGGAAGGAACAAGAGGAUGAGGAUGAUGAGACCCGCAAUCGGUACUUGGCUGAAAUUAGCGAUAACAUGCACGUCUUUCGGCCAAUGCAAACGAGGCGGAAUACGAUGAACCCCAUUCGACCGAGUCUCGUCGGUGCGCUGGAGUUCCAAUCCGUACUUCGCUCACUCCAGAAAUCAAGAACCACGCACCGAAAUCCCACAAUAAGUCUGAACAGUUAUUCAGACGGCGAGUCUGAUACCGAGACGCGCUCUGUGGCAUCAGUUCCUCGCCGCACCAGUCGCCCAUCUGGCUCCAACGACCGCUUGUCUCCACACAGCGCAGCAGGCUCCUCUCGAGUCCGAGCUGUAUCAGCAAACGAUGCCGAGGGCUUGAGAUUAGACUCUAGUGUCUCGGAACACCGGCCAUCGCAAGGUCCCCUGCUUACAGUAAGGGGGCCUUCCAUUGACGAGACCGAAGAUUCGACGCAGUCACGUCAGCUCCCUCGAAUUGACACUGGCAAGGUGCUGAAUUUGUCGCCUUCAUCUUCUGCAAACCCAUCUGCAACAUCAACUCCGAUAGAAACAGUCCCUCAGACACCCGAGCUGCUUGCUCCAUCAGAUGCUUUCCACUGUCCCAAUUAUCGUGACCGGGUGGUACAUGAUCGUUCCCCUCAGUCAGUAUCUCCUCGAGGCACUACAAGACGCCAUGUAUCAGGUUUCGGCCCAGAAAGCCCUUCAAUUCCCUUCCCAUCAUACACUGAUCUACCCUCCGCGGGAUCCUCCCGAGCACCCAGCAUUCGACUCCCCAAUUCUGCUACCCAUUUAGAACGGCUGCAACUCGAAGACGAAUGUGAUGAUGUUAUCCAUGUAGGCCUUCCUUUCCGCAAAUCCUUGAGGAAUUGGUGGUCUGACUCGUAUCCCACUCUCCAGCAGAUUGGUUGCACACUAUUCCCUACCUUGGCAGGCUGGAAGUCGAAGAGCGUCUGGGGACGACUUCUUGGUAUAAUCGCCGCUCCUAGCGUGUUCCUUCUUACAAUCACAGUUCCAGUUAUUGAACCGCAGGAACCAGAGUUACUGGAAGCAGUCCCCAUACCUUCGGGACUCACCCAGGACAUUGCCGAUGGCGGCAAUCCUUCUCCAAGAGUCACCCUUCCAGCAGACAGUCCAGUGCUUGUAGCACAGACAUAUGAUCACGCAGGAUCGGUUUCGAAUAUGCGACCAACACAUACCCAUCGAAAGUCAUCCUAUGAAGUCACCGGUCGCCCACGCUGGGACUCCGAACUACCAGCCGUCCCAGCGGGAGUCUCCGACUGCGUGAAUGCCCCAACGAAAGACUGGAACCGCUGGCUAGUCUCCCUCCAGCUCUUCACAGGCCCCUUCUUCGCCGUCCUCAUCGCCUGGACAACAGUAGACGAAGACCGUCAACUCCACAACCUCAUCCUCCCCACCCUCGUCUCCCUCCUCUUCUCCUCAAUCUGCCUCACAGCCCUAAUAAUAAGCACCCGCCGCCACCGAAAACACCACCAACCCACCGGCUCCAUCUCCCUCCCCCUCGACUCCUCCAACCCCACACCCCCAACCCUCCCACCCCAAUGGCGCCCCUUCCUCUCCCUCCUGGGCUUCCUAGUCGCCAUCUCCUGGAUAGCAACAAUAGCCACAGAAGUCGUCUCCCUCCUCAAAACCAUCGGCGUAAUCCUCAACAUCUCCGAUUCCCUCCUCGGCCUAACGGUCUUCGCCGUCGGCAAUUCCCUCGGCGACCUCGUCGCCGACAUCACAGUCGCCAGACUCGGUUACCCCGUCAUGGCUCUGAGCGCCUGCUUCGGCGGGCCAAUGCUCAACAUCCUCCUCGGCAUCGGGCUCGGUGGCAUGUACAUGACUCUCCACCAAGGGAAACAGGGACACAGCGCGGCUGUGCAGGACGCAGCCACUGUCCAGGUCCCGUAUGAGAUUGUUAUCUCGAAGGUGCUGGUUAUUAGUGGGGCUACGCUGUUGGUUAUUCUGGUUGGGCUUUUGGUUGUUGUGCCGAUGAAUCAUUGGAGGAUGGAUCGUAGGAUUGGUUGGGGGCUUGUUAUUGUUUGGUGUGUGAGUACUUUGGGGAAUGUCAUUGCGGAGGUUGUUUCGUGA
Penicillium bovifimosum is the source of this 3087-nucleotide messenger RNA. Its product is annotated as sodium/calcium exchanger protein. The record is from RefSeq and is a predicted model, not a curated record. Gene Ontology annotation, cellular component: membrane. NCBI's taxonomy places the organism in Eukaryota, Fungi, Ascomycota, Eurotiomycetes, Eurotiales, Aspergillaceae. Gene Ontology annotation, molecular function: monoatomic cation transmembrane transporter activity. The transcript has 2 exons. Bases 1 to 3087 code for a protein of 1028 amino acids. Gene Ontology annotation, biological process: monoatomic cation transport; intracellular calcium ion homeostasis; transmembrane transport.